Molecule: messenger RNA, 1775 nt
Organism: Mastomys coucha (southern multimammate mouse)
Lineage: Eukaryota; Metazoa; Chordata; Mammalia; Rodentia; Muridae
Gene: Spag8
Product: sperm associated antigen 8
Exons: 7
Coding region: 94-1650 (518 amino acids)
Biological process (GO): positive regulation of transcription by RNA polymerase II
Cellular component (GO): nucleus; cytoplasm
Molecular function (GO): microtubule binding
Source: RefSeq, a predicted model, not a curated record
CCUGCCACCCUCGGGUCCGCCCAGCUCUAGUUGUGCGCAGUCUCCUGGAGUUGUUUGCCGUCUCUAUGGCAACCCGGUAGUUGGAGUCUGAAAAUGGAGACAACCGAGUCUUCUGAGGGAUCGUUGUCGCGAUCUUGUGACGCACAGCCCAGCUCUGAAGGACUGGAGACCAUUUCAGAACCCAUUCCUUCUUCCGAUAGUAGCCCUACUGGCCGGCCUGUAGUAUGUGCAGGGGUUCCUGUGCAGUAUUCUGUGCUUACAGAGCCCUCCUCUGACAGUCUUUACGAGGCACCCUGCCCUGCAUCCCAUCAGAGAGGCCACGGGUUUUGCUUUCAGCCUUUCUAUGUUUCUUGUAUUCCUCAGAAUCCCCGUAAUACUGCAGACCUCGACUCAAGCCCCGGUCCUGCCUCUUCUUAUCCUUGUCAUAGCUCUGUUCAUGGCUCUGGCUCUGGCUCUGGCUCUGAGCCUAGCCAGGGCUCCGGUCCCACCUCUGGGCCUGUUCCUGCCUCUGGACCUAGUCUUGUCUCUGGACCUGGUUCUGCCUCUGGACCUGGUUCUGCCUCUGGACCUCGUUCUGCCUCUGGGCCUGAUUCUUCUGCCUCUGGACCUGAACCUGUUGUCGCUGGACCCGGUCCUAAGUUCCUCACCCACAUUCCUCAAGGUUUCAGGUCCAUCCCAACAGAUCUGAUCCCUAAUUAUAAUGCAUUGUGUCAGCACUUACACUGGAAGCCACAACACACCUGGGAACCUCUACAAGUCUCAGAACCUGGAGUAAGAGGGCCACGUAAACCUCCAGAACCUGGGCCAUGUGAACCAUGUGAACCAUGUGAACCGUGUGAACCAUGUGAACCGUGUGAACCAUGUGAACGGUGUGAACCAUGUGAACGGUGUGAACCAUGUGAACCGUGUGAACCAUGUGAACCGUGUGAACCAUGUGAACCGUGUGAACCAUGUGAACCGUGUGAACCAUGUGAACCUGCAGAGGUUGAACCUCAGGAAAUUCUCUGUAAAACACGGCCACGUGGCCAGUGUCUCCUCUACAACUGGGAGGAAGAGAGAGCCACCAACCAGCUGGAUCAAAUCCCACCAUUGCAAGAUGGCUCUGAGAGUUACUUCUUCCGACACGGACACCAAGGUCUGCUGACCAUGCAGCCUCAGUCGCCCAUGUCUUCAAGCACCACCCAGAAAGACUCAUACCAGCUCCCAAGGCACGCCUGUCAACCACUUCGAGGGAAGCGUGAAGCCAUGCUGGAGAUGCUCCUGCACCACCAGAUCUGUAAAAAGGUGCAGGCAGAGCAGGAGCCUGCAAGGGAGCGCUUUGAGACCGAGUCGGUAACGCACCAUGACUACAAAGUGGAGCUGGUCCGAGCAGGGCCUCCUGCCCCAACAAAGCCUCAUGAUUACCGCCAGGAGCAGCCCGAAACCUUCUGGAUUCAGCAAGCAGGACGGCUACCGGGUGUCAGUAACAUCAGGACACUGGACACACCAUUCCGGAAGAACAGCAGCUUCUCAACACUGGUGCCCUUGUCGCUAGGGCAGCCUUUGCCUUACGAACCGGAGAACGGCCCCCACCAAAUGGGGAUAAUGUCUUCCCUUGCCUGUCAGGGAGGAGGACAGGGGUACAGAAGGAGGAGAACAACUCCACUCUAAGAAUCGAGGAGAGAAGCAGACAUGGGAUUUGAAAUCUGUUUCUGCUUAUACUGCAGAGGCAGUUUGGAUGGAGUCAAUUCUCUGUCCUUGGUGAGGGGUUUUACAUAAAGCACGCUCAUCCUGAA